UUAUAUCAUAAUGGAUAAAUUCCGAAACAUAUGUAAAUUAUUGCGCCAUUGGUAAGACAAAACCGAAUGUUUCUAGGCAUUACACGUUUGGCUCUAUGAUUCCUUUACACGUGUGUGUGUGUAUAUAUAUACUCCAACACAAGCCAAGAGAGGCAAAGAAACUCGAGAGAGAGAUGAGUUGGCUCCUAAAAGAAAGAAGAGGACCGGCAUGGAAGCGAGGAUGGUUAGAACAAACCCUACUGACGUUAUCACCACCGCCGCUCCAGCUACUGGCCCUCUUCGCCAUCAUCUCUCUGCUUCUCUUCCUUUCUUCAUAUCCACGCUACAAGUACCAAGUGGAGAAAACUGCAACGAACCUCAAGCUCUUCCUCUUGUUCCUCCCCAUGCUGUUCGUCUUGGUCGUCUUCUUCAUCAGCUUCUUCCACAAACUCGUCUCGCCUUCCUCUUACUAUAUCAGGACCAAACGGGGGGAGCCGGUUUUCGGGAUCGGUGGUGAGUUUCCUUGGGGGAUAACGGUUAUAGUAAUUCUUCUUCUUGUGUUGGUCUCUAAACAAUCGUACUUUCACUCUCUGUGGUAUCCCACCCUUUGGUAAUUUUACGUUUUUCUUGUGAAGAAUGAUAAUAUAUAUGAGAUAUACUAUCUUACAUUUUGGCUUCCGACAAGAUCUGCGGAAUAAACAUUGUACUUCCCAGCUCACCAAAUAAUAUAUAUGAUACGACACAUGGGCUCGGAAUAUCUGCCGAACGACCACAUACAUACACGUGAGGAUAUCAAUGACGAGCUCAUGACGGACGAAACUCGAGCUGCUGCAGCCCCUAUCUUGUCGGAAACCAAAAUCUUGCAGCACACAGAGAAGGAAACGAGACAACCAGUCAAGGGAAGAAGAGCAUCUAAUGUUAUGUAAUAUUUUCUGCAGAUUCUGUGCUGUCAAGUUGAUACAAUAUGGGUGUCUUCUCCUACAGCUUUUUCUGUAUAAGUAUACGCCUUUAUUCAUAAGAAAAAUAAUAAGACUGCAUAAGAACAGAAAGUCAUCUUUACCUC
Molecule: messenger RNA, 1042 nt
Organism: Tarenaya hassleriana
Lineage: Eukaryota; Viridiplantae; Streptophyta; Magnoliopsida; Brassicales; Cleomaceae
Exons: 1
Coding region: 96-593 (165 amino acids)
Source: RefSeq, a predicted model, not a curated record